AUGCUGCCUUUACGCUUUAAACGAUCACAAGUCUUUAUUUUACUAACAAUUGAAUUCAUUCUUUGUCUCUAUAUCUUCUGGUGUCCGAAAGAUGAAACAUCUCGUCUGGAAAAUUUAGUUUUGAAAUACCAAAGUGAAGUUUUGCAAAAAGAUUUGGAGUUGAAGAAAUACAAAUUAGAACUAAACAAUGUAGUCGUAGAUCCACAAAAAACGAAGACUAGACAUUAUAUCAAAAAUUUGCCUGUCAUUUAUGGCAUAACGCCAACUUAUACGAGAAUUGAGCAGAAAGCAGAGCUUGUUCGACUUUCACACACCCUUCUCCAUGUGCCCAAUUUUCAUUGGAUAAUAGUGGAAGAUGCAACCUCAAAGACGGAACUUGUGACAAACUUUUUGAAGUCAUGUGGUUUGCCAUACACCCAUCUUUUAGCAUUAACACCCCCUAAUUAUAAACUGAAAACUACAGAUCCGAAUUGGUUAAAGCCUCGAGGGGUGUUACAGCGUAAUGCGGCGUUGGAAUGGUUGCGAACAAAUCUCGAUAGCCAGUCAAAAGGUGUUGUGUAUUUUAUGGACGAUGACAAUACGUACAGUUUACAGGUUUUUAAAGAAUUGCGGAACACAAACAAAGUAUCAGUGUGGCCGGUUGGUUUAAGUGGAGCUUUGAGAUACGAAAGUCCGCUCGUUAAAAAUGGGAAAGUUACUGGAUGGUUCACGGCUUGGAAACCAGAUAGACCAUUUCCCAUGGACAUGGCAGGGUUUGCCAUCAAUCUAAGUCUAUUUUUUAAAUAUCCUGAUGCAAAAUUCAGUUUAAAAGUGGAGCGAGGGUAUCAAGAAUCUACGUUAUUAACUAAUAUGAAUAUUAAAAUGGAAGACUUGGAACCAAAAGCUAAAAAUUGUAAUGAAGUCAUAGUCUGGCAUACCCGAACAGAAAAAACCAAAUUGAAAAAUGAAGAUAAAUUGAAAAAACGAGAUGGACAUGGAUCAGAUUUAAGGAUUGAAGUUUAA
Lottia gigantea (owl limpet) is the source of this 1002-nucleotide messenger RNA. RefSeq lists its product as hypothetical. Gene Ontology annotation, cellular component: Golgi membrane. Gene Ontology annotation, molecular function: galactosylgalactosylxylosylprotein 3-beta-glucuronosyltransferase activity. The transcript has a single exon. Lineage: Eukaryota; Metazoa; Mollusca; Gastropoda; Lottiidae. The record is from RefSeq and is a predicted model, not a curated record. The coding region runs from base 1 to 1002 and encodes 333 amino acids. Gene Ontology annotation, biological process: chondroitin sulfate proteoglycan biosynthetic process; carbohydrate metabolic process.